AAAGUCUUACAAGCCGCUCAGUCGUCAACAUUUCACUUUGGCUGUAGGAAGCAUAAAAACGGAGUUACAAGAUUCUUAGAACCAAUAAAUUUAUUUGUAAAAAAACCGCAAAUUCACGGCUUAAUAGUAUUAAUAAAAAUUAUUAGCAACAAAAACAAAAUCAAAAUCGAAUAAAAAAAAAUAAAAUCUUUAAUUAAUUUUCUUGUAAUUUUUGGCAACCAACAUGCAAAGCUGUCAACAAGUUUUGUACUUGACUUUAUUGUUAACCUUUUGUAUUAUUGGUACAUAUACCGCACCCACUGCUGAAGCUGAAGCAUCUGCCGAAGCUGAAGCAAAGCGUCGCACAAAUGAACCACAAUUUGUGGUGAUUUCAGAGGAUGUCAUACCAGAUGUGGAGAACACGACACAAAAGGUCAUACGUGUAAAUCCAUUGGAUUUACCAUCUGUUAAAGAUGACCCCUCUGGCAAUAUGGACUCGUCUUUGUUCAAAAUUCAAUCAUUGCAGCCGUUCUACCGCAGUUACGUAAACUCCAAACGACUACGUAAGCCACGUCCAUUGGAAUUAAAUGCAGUCACUGAUUCACCCAUACACCGUGAGGUCAAAGCGCGCAAGCAAAAGCAACAACAAAAGCAAAAACAUUUGCACUUUUUGUACAAUCAAGCAAAUGGCUUGGAAGAUGGUGAAGUGCUGAGUAAAACAAUGCGUGUGCAUCUCGCGCCAGGCGCUUAUCCAGUGUAUUAUGCUGUGGCCAAAGUGAAUGGUCGAUUUGGAAAGUUUCCUAUUAAAGACUUCAGUAAUGAAGCUGAUUUUAGAAAAUACCUACAACGUCUUAAGUUCCAACCAAUUGAGUUUUCUCAACGAUAUCAAAGCUAGAAGUGUUCUCUACUUGAAUGUGCUGAACUAAAUGUGAUUGAUUUAAUUUAAACUAUUCUACCUUAUUUAUUUGAAUUUAAUUUUAUUUAUUUUUA
Molecule: messenger RNA, 969 nt
Organism: Teleopsis dalmanni
Lineage: Eukaryota; Metazoa; Arthropoda; Insecta; Diptera; Diopsidae
Exons: 2
Coding region: 224-874 (216 amino acids)
Source: RefSeq, a predicted model, not a curated record